This is a messenger RNA of Chrysochloris asiatica (Cape golden mole), 1605 nucleotides long. RefSeq names its product glucocorticoid modulatory element binding protein 2 (gene GMEB2). The coding region runs from base 1 to 1605 and encodes 534 amino acids. Gene Ontology annotation, molecular function: RNA polymerase II cis-regulatory region sequence-specific DNA binding; DNA-binding transcription activator activity, RNA polymerase II-specific. The record is from RefSeq and is a predicted model, not a curated record. NCBI's taxonomy places the organism in Eukaryota, Metazoa, Chordata, Mammalia, Afrosoricida, Chrysochloridae. The transcript is spliced from 9 exons. Gene Ontology annotation, biological process: positive regulation of transcription by RNA polymerase II. Gene Ontology annotation, cellular component: nucleus.
AUGGCGACCCCAGAUGUGAGCGUGCACAUGGAGGAAGUGGUGGUCGUGACAACACCCGACACUGCGGUCGAUGGCAGUGGUGUGGAAGAGGUGAAGACGGUGCUGGUGACGACCAACUUGGCUCCCCAUGGGGGUGACCUCACAGAGGACAGCUUGGAGACGGAGAACGCUGCGGCAGCGGCGGCUGCAGCCUUCACAGCCUCAUCACAGCUCAAGGAGGCUGUCUUAGUGAAGAUGGCUGAAGAGGAGGAGAGCCUGGGGGCUGAGGUGCUGUAUCCCAUCACCUGCGGAGACAGCAGAGCCAACCUGAUCUGGAGGAAGUUCGUGUGCCCUGGUAUCAAUGUGAAGUGUGUCCAGUAUGAUGAGCACGUGAUCAGCCCCAAGGAGUUCGUGCACUUGGCGGGCAAGUCCACUCUGAAGGACUGGAAGCGGGCCAUCCGCAUGAAUGGCAUCAUGCUCCGGAAGAUCAUGGACUCCGGGGAGCUAGACUUCUACCAGCACGACAAGGUCUGCUCCAACACCUGCCGCAGCACCAAGAUUGACCUCUCGGGGGCCCGCGUGUCUCUUAGCAGCCCCGCAUCAACUGAGUACAUCCCGCUCACCCCGGCCACAGCUGAUGUGAACGGCUCUCCCGCAACCAUCACGAUUGAGACCUGUGAGGACCCCGGGGACUGGACCACAGCCAUCGGGGAUGACACGUUCGCCUUCUGGCGGGGGCUGAAGGAUGCUGGACUCCUUGAUGAGGUUGUCCAGGAAUUCCACCAGGAGCUGGUGGGGACCAUGACGGGCCUGCAGCAACGUGUCCAGGACCCCCCACUGCAGCUCCGAGAUGCGGUCCUCCUCAAUAACAUCGUGCAGAACUUCGGCAUGCUGGACCUGGUCAAGAAGGUGCUGGCCAGUCACAAGUGCCAGAUGGAUCGGUCCCGGGAGCAGUAUGCCCGUGACCUGGCAGCCCUGGAGCAGCAGUGUGAUGAACACCGGAAACGAGCCAAGGAGCUGAAACACAAAUCCCAGCACCUGAGCAACGUGCUCAUGACGCUGACGCCCGUGUCCCUGCCGCCGCCCGUGAAGCGGCCCCGGCUGGCACGUGCCACAUCGGGGCCGGCCGCCAUUGCCUCCCAGGUGCUGGCGCCUUCCACGCAGAUCGCCCUCGCGCAGGGUGUGCCCGUCUCCCAGCUGGCCAGCGUGCCACUCAGCAAAGUGGUGUCUGCCCUGCCCGCUCCCUCACUGAGCAAGGGCCCCCCACAGGCCCCACCUGCCAGUGCUCCGGCCUCCCCACUGCUGGGGGGCUACACGGUGCUGGCCUCGUCGGGCGCCCCCUUCCCCGGCACUGUGGAGGUGCACCCGGACGCCUCAAGUCUCACGGUGCUGAGCACAGCCGCCCUGCAGGAUGGCAGCACGGUGGUCAAGGUGGUCAGUCCCCUGCAGCUGCUCACGCUGCCUGGCCUGGGCCCUGCCAUGCAGAACGUGGCCCAGCUGUCCCCCGGGGGUGGCACGAUUGUGACAGUGCCCACGGGGACCGUCGAAGGGGCCGUGACUGCCCCGGGGCCUGAGGAGCACACAGCUACCAUUGAGGUGGGCACCGUGGCUGAAGAGCAGAAGUAG